CGAUGUCAGGCCCCUUUGCCGUACAAGCUGGCACACAGCCAAGUGGCACAUCUGCAGCAGCAGCAGACUGUUGCAUCUUCUUCUUCGGGUCCAGUGGUGAUUGUUGCAUCACCACAACAACCUGUUCAGCCAAUUGGACAGCCGCAAGGUCAAUGGUAUCCCAAGACCCCAAUGAAACCGCCUCUGGCCUUCUCAGGCGAGAGAAAGGACGAGGAACUCAACACUUGGUUGAGGACAGUCCCGGUUUGGGUGAAGGCCAAAAGGACCUUGCCUGAGGACGAAGUGGUAACUACGGCGUCUGACCUUGAGGGUAAGGCAGCCAAGUGGUUAGAUGGUGUAGUUGUGAAGGCCAGGUACGGGAGACGCAUGGCGGAUUGGGCUAAGUCUUUGACUUUAGACCAAUUCAUGGAGAUGGUAGAAGCUCGGUGGCAUAACCCACAGGAGGCUCAAAGGGCCACUGAUGCCAUUAACAAACUGGACCAAAGCAAGUUCAGGUCAGUUAGGGAGCUUACGACUACCAUCGAGAGCCUGAUCCUCGUCCCAGGUAUCAACUACAGCGACCAGCUCCUGUUGCUUACGUUUGUCAGAUGUCUCCCAGAGAACAUGAGGAACUUACUAGCCAGUGAGGCACGCACCGAGUACCACUCGUUUGAGACAUUGUCUAGGAAAGCCUUAGACUUAGAGGCCACRCUAGGCAAUGCUCAACCCACCUCAGGGAAUGACUCAAAGAAGAAGAAGAGUCCUCAGGAGUGGAAGAAGAAGGGGGCGAAGUUGAUGAUGGUUGCGUCUGAUGGGACUCAAACUGAGAUUGAUGAGCUCUCUAACCUGAUGGACUACUCAGAGUAUGACGGCGAGGAGGUAGCUGAGGGUAGCACCCUCACCGCGGUAGUUAAGGCUAAGACGGCAGGCCGAGGGAAGGGCCAACCUAGGGGUCAAGGAAAGGCCGCCUCCAAUCAGACCAAACAAUCUGAGUGGGUAAAGGCAGGUCUUGAUCAAGACGUGUGGCGUGACCGCCGAAUGCGUGGCGCUUUGUUCUAUAACUACUACAAGCAAAACCAAGAGGAAGGUAUGUACCUCGUUUACGUCUCUGAGAAGGGGGAGGCCAUUAAAACACCUCCAGAUAUUGAAAGCGUCGUUGCUAAGUUCCCCGAUCUGUUCGAGGAGCCCUCAGGAGUUGUUGAUACUGAAGUCGUCCACGCUAUAGAAAUCAUUCCAGGGAGUAAGACCCCAAAGGGAAGGAUCUACAGGAUGGCCCCUGCCGAGUUAGAUGAACUUCGGAAGCAACUCAAGGGGCUGACAGAGAAGGGAUGGAUUCGGCCUAGUACUUCCCCUUACGGAUCACAUGUGCUAUUCGUGCCAAAGAAGGGGGGUACUUUGAGGAUGUGCAUUGAUUAUAGGGGCCUCAAUGCCAUCACGGUGAAAAACGCAAAGCCUCUACCUCGCAUAGACGACCUAUUGGAUAGGGUGCAAGGAUGCAAGUACUAUACAAAGAUAGACUUGAAAUCCGGUUAUCACCAGAUCGCAAUAAGACUUGAGGACCAACACAAGACAACUUUUCAGACUAGAUAUGGUCUGUAUGAGUUUGUAGUGAUGCCUUUCGGUCUUUGUAAUGCGCCGGGUACGUUCCAGCACGCCAUGAAUCGGAUCUUCCAUGACCAUUUAGAUAAGUUUGUCGUGGUCUACUUAGACGACAUUCUGAUCUUUAGUAAGUCUGUCGAGGAGCACGCACAGCAUGUUGAGAAAGUUUUCUCACUCCUGCGACAACACAAGUAUAAGGUCAACUUAAAGAAGCACGAGUUUGGCCGCAUUAAGAUACUAUACUUGGGUCAUGAAGUAUCCGCGGAGGGGAUUAGGCCGGAAGAUGCGAAGGUGGCUAGUAUUCGAGAAUGGCCACGACCUCAGACAGUCACUGAGGUCAGAUCAUUCUUAGGAAUGUGCGGCUACUAUAGGAACUUCGUCAAGAACUAUUCUACAGUCGCCUCUCCUUUGACUGAUCUAACUCGACUUGACACAUCGUGGGACUGGAGUGAUGAGUGCGAGGGUGCUUUCAAGAGAUUGAAGCAUGCACUCAUGAAUCAUGGAGUUCUCAUGGUUCCCAAUUCGCAAAAGUCAUUCAUAGUGACCAUUGACGCAAGCCAAUACGGCAUUGGCGCAGUGCUGGCUCAGCAGGAUGGGAAAAAUUGGAGACCGAUUGAGUACAUGAGUAAGAAGAUUCCAUCGAAGAUGUUGGCUAAGUCCACCUACGAAAGGGAACUCUAUGCUCUCUACAAGGCACUUGUCCAUUGGAGACACUUCCUUCUGGGAAGGUUAUUCUAUCUGAGGACUGAUCAUCAGACCCUCAAAUGGAUCAAGACUCAACCGGCUUUUUCUGAUGCACUCAAGCGAUGGAUUGAGUUCAUAGAUCAAUACGACUUCAAGCUUGAGUACCUGAAGGGAGAGUACAACAAGGUUGCAUACGCGCUAUCCCGUAGAGCAGACUACCUAUCUCUGCUGCGCACUGGUGUUGUCAUCCUUGUUGGGCAGCUGGUGCAGUUGCUGAACCUCGGUCUUCAAGGUGUCCAACUGCUUGCUGAUGGUGGCUGGUGCAGCGAAGGUGCUGAUGUCGUCGAGCAUUGCGACUACAUGGUCAACUCGUUCCCCCAAUUGGCGGGUAGAGGGKGCAUUGCUGGACUCGCCAGCAUCUGGUCUUGGUGUCACUUGCUCCAAGUCCUGUACACGGGAAUCAAGUGCCCGUGUAGCAUCCUCGUGCAGAUCCUUGUGGUUCCGCACCGCCCGUCGGAGAUUCGCCAACUCGGACUGCAGGUGGUUACAAGUGUAAACCAACCGGGUCACGAGUUUGGCAAGGAACUCCUUGUGCUGCUCUUCCGGUGUCGCAUCCUCGUGGUGCUCGGAUGGUUCAAAAUGCCAGAACUAGAGCUUUUCGAUGCUGGUGGCUUCAUGCCACUGUAGCAGAUCUUCGGCCUCCUUGCGGCGUGCCUAGGUAUCUACGUCU
Chara braunii is the source of this 2992-nucleotide messenger RNA. The record is from the annotation of a GenBank genome assembly. NCBI's taxonomy places the organism in Eukaryota, Viridiplantae, Streptophyta, Charophyceae, Charales, Characeae.